AUGACUGUAAGAGAUGGAGCUCAAGAGGGUUUAAGCUGGACGGCUGCAGUCAGCUACAUUGGCUCUUCAGAUAUAACUGACCCGCGAGGGUGCCGCUUGUCUUUGACUUCCGCUUCCUCCACCGCCUUCUUCCAGAAGGCUAAGCAGCAGGGAGUUGCUGCUGCACAAAGCAGCGUCUUUGCAGCAACAGUGCGGGUUGCAACAGCAGGAGCAGCAGCAGCAGCAGCAAACCUGCAGCAGCAGCUGCAGCAGCAGCAGCAGCAAACCGGCAGCAGCAGCGGCAGCAGUUCCCGUUUCACUGCCGCUGGCCUUUUAGUGUCAAGGCAGCAAAGUGAACAGCAGCAGCGGGAGCUGCAUUGGCAGCGUACUAUUACGACCAGCAGCAGCAGCAGCAGCAGCAGCAGCAGCAGCAGCAGCAGCAAUGGUCCACUUUGUGCAGCUGCAGGUGGAGGGCAUGACCUGCAGCAGCUGCGCGCGCUCCAUAGAAAAUGCGUUGAGAUGUCUCCGCGGUGUAACGGAGCAGCAGCUAAUAGAUUUUAUAGAGGGUCUCGGCUUUACAGCCGCGCGCAGCAGCAAGGGGGGUCUCUGCAAAGGAGACAGCCAAGAGACAGAGGAGCUGUCUCCUCACUUGAAGCCUGCAGCAGCAGCAGCAGCAGCAGCAGAGGAGAAGCAGCAGAGAAGCACACGCAGAAUGGCGAUCUUUCAGGUUCACGUUUUCGCCUCUCGGUUGGAUGCCUGAGCAGCAAAUGCAGUUAUGCUAUUUCAAGUGUCUCCUUGCUGCUGGAGCGUGCAUCUGUGGAGUACUGCGCAGCAGCACCAGGAGCAGCAGCAGCAACAGCAGCAGCAGCAGCAGAUGGCAGCGCCUCGCCAACGUUAACAGCUGAAGAGCUGCAGCAGCAGCUGACAAGCCUAGGCUAUCGAGUUCUGCUGCUCUCAGACCAAGUAGUGCAGCAGCAGCAUGGCAGCAGCAGCGCAGCAACAGCAGCAGCAGCAGCAGCAGCAGAAUCCACAGCUGUCCUGCAUGUCUCCCCAACAGACGUGCGGCGUCUUGGAGACCGCGAGUUGAACCUGCAGAAAGCAGCAGAAGCUGCUGCUGCUGCUGCUGCAGCUGCAGCAGCAGAAGGUGCACGCGGUUGCGCGGCUAUUCCGCGUUGCUGCACGUCCCCUUCUGCUGCUGCUGCUGCUGCUGCUGCUCCCUCGUUGGGAGACAGCCGCGUUGCAGCAGCGUGGGGUGCGGGGUUUAAAACCUUCUUACAGUCUGUCCCUGGAGUUGUAUCUGCUGCAGUUGCGACGGAGAGUGCUGCUGCUGCUGCUGCUGCUGGUGCGUCUUCUGCUGCAGCAGGAGCAGCAGCAAAUGCAAGCAGCAGCAGCCUCUGCGUCCGCAUUGUCUACACCCCUCAGGUAAUAGGGGCUAGGCAGCUGCUGCUGCUGUGCUGCAGCAGCGGCUGGAGUGUUGAGUGGUCUCCCCGGGGGGAGUUGCUGUUUGGGCCUGCAGCAGCAGCAGCAGCAGAGCUGCAGCAGCAGCAGAGACGCUUUGUUGCUGCUGCUGUACCUGCUACUGUUGUUGCGCUCCUUACUAUGGUUAUCCCAAGCCAUUAUCUGGGGAUACUU
Eimeria acervulina is the source of this 1611-nucleotide messenger RNA. RefSeq lists its product as hypothetical. The transcript is spliced from 6 exons. NCBI's taxonomy places the organism in Eukaryota, Apicomplexa, Conoidasida, Eucoccidiorida, Eimeriidae. The record is from RefSeq and is a predicted model, not a curated record. The annotation marks the transcript as partial.